Dreissena polymorpha is the source of this 1257-nucleotide messenger RNA. RefSeq lists its product as uncharacterized. NCBI's taxonomy places the organism in Eukaryota, Metazoa, Mollusca, Bivalvia, Myida, Dreissenidae. The transcript has 4 exons. The record is from RefSeq and is a predicted model, not a curated record. Bases 48 to 416 code for a protein of 122 amino acids.
CGUUACCAGCCGGUUGUCAUUUGAUAGACUUGUAUCAAAAAAGAAACAUGGUUGGAGCGAAAACUUUCGUGUUGGCAUGCGCGCUGGCCGUUCUGCUUUGUGUUUCUAAUGUGGAUGCGGUCUUCAAGUGCUACUCAUGCAUAGGGACUUCGAGUAGUGACAGCUGUUCGGACGAGUUCACUAAAAGUUCUAGUUUGGAAAGUGAAGCAACAUGCCUGAGCUGCAUCAAGGGAAAACAAGGCGACGUUGUUGUUAGAUCCUGUUCUGCGACUGCUCUUAGCAACGGAUGCACGAAGUCGGGCGAUGCUGAAGCCUGUAACUGUGACAGCGAGCUCUGCAACGGCUCCAACAACAUGGCUGUUUCCAUGGCAACGCUCCUUGGAGCAACACUCGUCUUCCUUUUUUCUAAUAUUUAAUAAAUUUGACAUGCCAUGGCCGUUCGAAAACAUACUACAGCAUACAGUAAUCUUUCUUAAUACAUGCGACAACAUGUACUCUAUGUCGACAAUUAACAUAUACGAUUACAUAUAAUAUAUAUUUCAAAAAAAUAAAAAUGAAUGUAGAUAUCUGUUAAAUGGUAUAAAGUUAUACAUGUCCUAUUGUUUAAUUUCAAUAAUAAUUGAUUUGAUGAUAACAAUAUUGAAUGGUUCCCUAAAUAAUUGUUGAAACUGUCGUUUACUUUUGCGAUUUUCUUUUUCUCCAACGAAUUAAAAAUGUUACUAAAAUAUACGACAUAAAAUCACUAAUAUGGACUACCUAUCGGAAUCUUUUUUUUAUUAGUUUCUUUCUUUUGUGUGUACUGAACCAUAAAAAUCAAACGUAGUAGUGUGCAUAUUUAUGGCGUUUACGAAAUAUAAAACCACAGACAUUUAAGCAAGUACAGUUUCCAGAUGGUUUAUAUUCUUACACUGAUGUAUCUUUAUUAAGCAUGUUUUUCAAGUAUCAGCACACGACCACUUACACUUAAAAUAUAUACAUGGUGUUAAUGGUUUUCAUACAGUUUAUUAUGAUUUCGCGUCUUUUAUAACUGAUUUACACAGUGUUGACAAAUGAAUCACUUUAAAAUGACAUUUUUACUAUCAAACGAAAUGAUUAGCUACUUGUAUAAGCCAUGAUACAUAAGCCUUUAAGUUACUAAUGCUAUGAGAAGCAACAAGGAAAGUUAUUUAUGUUGUAUACACGAAUCACCAUAAAUAUGUACAAUUAUAUGUGUUCGUAUGAAAGCAAAUAAAUUUCUUUUUCUAUCUGCCUUAACAA